CCUGGGCCAUUCUAAAACCAUCCAUUGCGAAAGCAACUCUGGACUAAGAACACCCUCACAUUCAUUCUUCAUCAAGUUCAUAAUAAACGACACUGACCAUGUCUGAUUUCGGCGAUGACGAUGUUGGCGGCGCUGGCGGCGACGAGCCCAUGUACGAGGAGGAGGAGAUCACCGAGUACUACGACCCCGAGGUCCUCGAGGAGGAGGAUGGUGACCAGCAACAAAACGGACAAGACCAGGACAAUGUCGUAGUCUCAGGAGAUCCUUCUGCAGCUGCCAACGCGCUGAAGGGCGGCGACAAGCUACUCAAAGACAAGAAGAUUCCCGAGAACGAGCGAACUACCACACCCUACAUGACCAAGUACGAAAGGGCACGCAUCCUCGGUACACGCGCUCUGCAGAUCAGCAUGAAUGCGCCUGUGCUAGUUGAUCUCGAGGGCGAGACUGAUCCGCUUCAAAUCGCGAUCAAGGAGAUGCGGGAAAAGAAGAUCCCCUUGAUCGUGCGGCGAUACAUGCCCGAUGGCUACUACGAGGAUUGGACCUGCGAGGAACUGCUGCAGUAAGCGACCGAAGGACUAGCACGUCGCGAAACAACCGAUUGCCCCCGAGGUGUAUAUACCCAUGCGACCCUCCUUAGAUACAAUCGAGCUGGAACGUUGUGUGCUCCCUUCUGGCUUGACAUGUUGUAUAGUGUAUCAGGAGGUUAAUUAAUCAUGUAUAAGCGCGGCGUUUGAGAUUGAGAUUGAUUUACACAGGAACUAGACAAAAAAAA
Molecule: messenger RNA, 772 nt
Organism: Fusarium verticillioides 7600
Lineage: Eukaryota; Fungi; Ascomycota; Sordariomycetes; Hypocreales; Nectriaceae
Product: DNA-directed RNA polymerase I, II, and III subunit RPABC2
Exons: 4
Coding region: 99-563 (154 amino acids)
Biological process (GO): DNA-templated transcription
Cellular component (GO): RNA polymerase II, core complex; RNA polymerase III complex; RNA polymerase I complex
Molecular function (GO): DNA-directed RNA polymerase activity; DNA binding
Source: RefSeq, a predicted model, not a curated record